CUUUUUCCUGUUUUGGGAACCGUAUCAGUUCCUGUUUGAGCUGGCGAUCCUGAAGACCGGGGUCUGGGGUUCAUGGCCAUGGUGCCGUCAUGAGUGCCGGCAUUUUCCACCUGCUGUGGCUAGCUUGUACGCUGGCCGCGCAGGCGACCUGGAUCAAGGCCGUGGUGAACCCACUCAGUGACCCACCUCCCUCGAAUCGCUACGAGCACUCGGCGGUGAUCUUCAACGACACCGUGCUGGUCUUUGGAGGUUACUACAUCACGCCUGGUUCUCGCUUCGAUGACUUGUACUUUUGGGAUACGCAGGUCCAAAUGUGGGGCCUGGUGCCAGCCCCGAACGCGCCGCCCGCGCGAUCGUUGCACACGGCGGUCAUGGACUUGAACCACAGCAUGUGGGUCUUUGGUGGCGUGGAUGACAGUAGCAGUCAUUUCGACGACCUGUACAUCAUGGAUAUACAGGUGUCGCCGUCCUGGACUGCCCUGAGUGCUACUGGCACUGCCCCAUCUGCACGUGCAGGGCACAGCGCGGUGAUGGAGAGUGGCACACGCAUGUGGGUCUUCGCCGGAGAAGGUGCUAGCUAUGUGAUCUUCAAUGACUUGUACUACUUGGACCUGGAGACGCUGGAGUGGACGGCAGUGGCCGCCAGUGGUGCUGUCCCGGCGGCGCGGAUGCUGCACAGCGCGGCGGUGGAGGGGCAGCGCAUGUGGGUCUUUGGGGGCUACGAUGGCACUGGCUCUUCAGGCUACUUGAAUGACCUGCACUAUUUAGACUUUCAGAUGGAAGCCUGGACCGCCGUGACGGCCACGGGUAUGGUGCCCAGUGCCCGUCGCGGGCACAGCGCGGUGAUGGAUUUUCACCAGGGCAUGUGGGUCUUUGGUGGAUAUGGCGGAGGUUUCAGGAAUGACCUCUACUACUUGGAUGUCCAGGCGGAGACCUGGACGGAGAUCUCCGAUGGCUCCGGAGGGUCGGAGCCUUCCGGUCGCGCCUCGCAUGGCGCGGUGGUGGACUCUCUGGAGCGUUUGUGGAUCUUCGGAGGCUUCGACAACGACUGGUACUACCUGGAGCUCAAGACUGCGACGCCUACCACCGUAAGCCAGACCUCGAUGACUUCGACGAGUUCGACCCCGACGUCCACGCUGUCGAGCUCGACCAGCACGAGCAGCUCGAGUAGUUCGAGCACCACUUCGAGCACCAGUUCCAGCAGCACAGGUAGCACCACCUGGAGUAGUGUGACUCUCGUCAGUGUCACCACCACCAGCCAUGUGCCUAGCACCACGGUCAUGGAUGUCCGGCAAGUGAUGGAUGAGUUGAUGGCUUGUGGCUCCUCACCCAUGCUUUGGAGCUCCCAGCGAUCGACCGUGGAGGAGCCCAGAACGAUGGAGGUCAUGGAGGAGUUGGAACUGGAGGUGGAGGUCUUGCCCUGCAUGGAUGCCCAGCCUGUGUUGCUCCACUGGGAGUACCGGAACUGCACCACUUCAGUGUGUGCCUGGCGUCCGCUGGAGUCUGUCUUCCAGGACCAGAAUCUGCGACCGCAGGCGGUGAAGCUGGAGGCCUUCAGCUUCCAGGCCGAGACGGAGCACCAGUUGCGGGCCGUGGCACGCUACGAGGACUCGGUCUCUUCCACGGCGUUUUUGGUCUUCACCAUGCAGGUCCUUCCUCGGCGGAGGCCGAUGGCGGUGAUUGAGGGGCCCAAUGUGGUCUCCCAGUCCUGCAGCUUCCGCUUGAGUGCGCUGGAGUCCAAUGACGUGACUUCCGCGGUGCCUGGUGAUGUGGCCUUCGUCUAUGCUUGGUCAAUGGUCGAUGAUGGCAACGGGACGGAUGUGACGCAGCUGCUGCCCCAAAGGAAUGCCAGCGUGCUGGAGGUCUUACCAGGGGCCUUUCCAGUGGGUAUGUACACUGUCACUCUUCAUGUCUGGCGACGAGGAGAAAGCCCUGCGAACGGUGGAACGGCGCAGUGCCGGUUGUCCGUGGGCACCAGGCCUAUGCCGGUGAUCAGCAUCGAUUCCUCCUGGAUGCCGGGUGAGCGCGUGUCGAUCACCGCCGACCUGAAUCUCACCGCCACAGUGACCAGCAGCGCCAGAGAGUGCCCGAUCGACAAUUUGGCGGCCUGGUCCUGGCGUUGGCUCUUGCUUGAGGGCGGCGAGCGCGUCCUCGCGGAUGUGGCCGCACACAUGACGGGCGCGCAGACCUUGGCGAUGAGCAGCUCCAGCUUCCGGACGGUGUCCGUUCGCUCGGGCCAUAGCUACGCCUACGCGCUGGCCGGAGUACCAGGCUCACUGCUCGGCUACAGCUUUUCGGAGUUGUAUAGCUUAGGGCUGAGCCUUGGCAAAUCCCAUAGCUUCAUUGCCGACCUGCCGCCAGGCCUCGGGCGCGUCCUCGUGGCGCCCUGCGUGGCGCCCUCCAUCGCCACGCCGAUCACCGUGAGGUGCGGGUCUCCGACGACCAGUGCAGACCGGACUUAUGGCUGGGAUGAUGAAGAUCCGGAGAAGUUGCAGUAUGCCUUCUACCGUUUCCCUGGGCCCAUCGUCCCAAACGGCACGGACGAGUGCGAGACCUUGCCCAGCUUGGAGAUUGAGUGGGAGGAUGUGGCCUCUCCCAGCUAUUUCAAGACCUUGGGCGGAGUGCUGCUCCGGGGAUGGGCGCCCUCGCCGUCGCUCACCGGCUUCCUCCCCAUGGGCCGCUUUCACGUCCUGGCGCGCGCGCGGGACUCCGUGGGCGGCCAGGCGGCCAGCGCGAUGGAACGGCUUGCGGUCAUGGCCAUGCCCAUGAAUGCCAGCACCAUGACCUCACUCCUGCAGGCCUCGGUGGCCACCGGGGAUGCGGGGCAGAUCUUGACCUCGGUGGAGGCUGUGCUGAGCAGCGGUGCGAUGUCGCAGAUGGAUUUGCUGGAUGCCUUGGAGGUGGCCUACCACGCCAUGGACCGAAGCCCCGAGUCCUUGGAACAGUUCUCCUCGAUGAUCGGCACGGUGGCGGCAGGCAGCGGGCCGAUGAGCCCCAACGCCACGCGCUUCGCCAGCGAGAUGCUCUCGAAGGUGGUCAACGCCUCGGGCUCUGACCGACGGGUGGCCAUGGCGGUCUUCGACAGCAUCGGCUUGGUGACUGAAGCUUCCCAAGGUGUUGAGGGCUCCCAGUCCGAGCUGGAGGAUUUGGCCAUGUCGCUGGGAGAGGCCAUGGUGAGCCACAUGGAGGAGGAGAGUUUUGCCACCUUGACCAACCAGCGCAUGGAGCUUGAGGUGAGCAAAACCCAAAGGACGCUGACGUCCAAGUCCGCGGAGCAGUUCAAGAAGGGCCGCUUGGAGCUGGAGCUCGAUCUUCCAGGUGAGGCUGCGGCGCAAUCUGUGACCAUCACCUCAAAGGUCUUGGUAUGGAAUGACUAUCGACCGGGACCGCUGGAUGAGACGAAGGGCUUGAACGCUUACGUGCCGGAAGCAGGUGAGGUCAUCAUCACUGAGAUCAGCCAGGACUGCGUCGACUCUCCACCGGUCGGCAUUGGCACCAGGCACAACUUGCCCUCCGAGCCACAGCCUGCCAUGACGGUGGCCACUUGUGCACAGUUCAACGAGACGGAGGAGAUUUGGUGGCCCAGCGGCACAGAGCUCCACGCGAGCGCCGUGGACUGUUCCGUGGUUUCCAGCUGCGGGCGCACCCGCCGCAGCUUGACCACUGUGGUCUACGCGCCCGACGUCUGGGGCACACUGGCGGAUGGGAUCUUUGUGCUCUGGCUCUGUCUGAUGGUGCUGUCGAUCUCCAUCAUCUUGGGGGUCACGUUGAUCCUGAGCAUCUACAAGUUUGAGAUCCAUGUGAAGCACACGCAACGGAUGAAGCACAAGGAGCACCCCAAGGCUCAUGCCUGGAGUGUGGUGCCAUUGAACAGCGGGCAGGAGCAGAUGGUUGCGGAGGUUGAGAUCCCUCCACCCUUGGUGAUAAAGCAGGAAGUGCUGGAGGCGCCAUAUCCUGCUGCCUCCUUGCAGGUCUCCGCGCGCGGCAGCCGCGACGUCUUGGGGCCCGUGGAGUCGGCGCCGUUGGAGGCGCUCCACGCGCCGGUCACGGUCACGGCGAAGGAGAGAGAGGAAAGAGAAGCUGAGUCUGCGGAGGUCGAUGAGGACCCAGCGCGAAAGAUGAAGUCUUUGGAGUCUUUGGAGGAGAUGGUCCCCAAGAAAUCCUCGGUGAAAGAGGCCUGGGGCUGAAAGCAGCGAGGUGCGGGGCCCUCCAGAGGCUGCACGUGGGAAGUUGGUUGAGCAGGAGAGACUGCGCCUGCCACAUGUACAUAGCGGGAACGCCCAGGCUGUAGGAGCAGGAGAGUGUGGGCAAGCAAGCAAGGGAAGCAAGUGGGAUUGAAGGAGGCUGGG
Messenger RNA from Durusdinium trenchii, 4349 nucleotides. The record is from the annotation of a GenBank genome assembly. NCBI's taxonomy places the organism in Eukaryota, Dinophyceae, Suessiales, Symbiodiniaceae.